Molecule: messenger RNA, 3254 nt
Organism: Carassius carassius (crucian carp)
Lineage: Eukaryota; Metazoa; Chordata; Actinopteri; Cypriniformes; Cyprinidae
Gene: fstl5
Product: follistatin-like 5
Exons: 16
Coding region: 427-2997 (856 amino acids)
Biological process (GO): cell differentiation; regulation of BMP signaling pathway; multicellular organism development
Molecular function (GO): protein binding; calcium ion binding
Source: RefSeq, a predicted model, not a curated record
GACAGGAUCAGUCUGCUCUCAAACUCUGUUCAUCUUUGUCAAGGACAAUUCAUUUAAACGGAUGAGCUCAGACAAGUCGGCUGGCUGUUUCUGCUCGCCGGGGUUUGCGCCGGAGCUUUUGAUUGGCUGAUUGUAUUAUUGUAUGCAAAUCCUUUCGGGGUUGCAGCCAGUAGGUGGAAAGGCUCGCGCUGGUGUGGCUCUCGAGACCCAGGGCGCGAGGUGAAGCAGCUUUCCGCAGAGCUGUCCACUCCACGGGUGCUGAAACGAGGAUUUCACGUCAACCGACAGUUGGAGGGAAUUCACAAACUCCGAGGACGCUGUACAGCUUAACCAAAACGGGAUUGGAUAUACUUCGCGCCAGUUAACAGUGUUGUUUCAAAAGUAAUUCUCGUAUUUUAAAAACCACACUCGGAAAUACCUUUCUGGAUGAGUUGUAAUUGGACAAACAGGAGGGUAAUGAGAGGCUCCAGGAGAUGGUGGGCAGCUGUCCUGCUCUGGGGGACAGCGCUGAUUGCAGAGGCACGUCCCGGCAAAGAAGGAUUUACCCCGAGGGCGUAUCGACCUCUCGUCAGAUUCCGCCACAAGCAGGAUGGGAUCUCAGAGAGCUUACGGAUUAAAGGGUUCUUUGGUCAAAAUGGUUUUCCUGGGCCCUGUGAACAUAAGUACUGUGGUUUGGGGAAGCACUGUGUGGUUGAUCGAGAAACAGAUGAAGGAGAAUGUCAGUGUCUGGAGCGCUGCAAACCACAUUACAAACCUGUGUGUGGAUCUGACGGCAAACUCUACCAGAACCACUGUGAGCUUCACAGAGCCUCCUGCAUGGCCCAUCAGAGAAUAACCAUCAUGCACAGCGAGGAAUGCUUCUACAAAGAUGAUAAUUGUCAUCUGGGAGACUAUAAAAAAUUGAAGACCAAAAUGUUGGACUUACACGCUCAGAGGUACUUGACCCCCGGUAACCAUGGCAGCCACGAGAAUGAUAUGGCAGCUAGGAAGCAUCUGGUGGACAUGAUGUUCAUGCGCUUUGACGCAGAUGGUAAUGGAAGAAUUGACAGCAGUGAGCUCUCACAGGUUAUCAAGCAGGAAGGUCUCAGCAGGACGGCAUCAGAGUGCACUCUAUUCGAUCUGUUCAAAUAUAACGAUGUCAACGAUGAUGAACACCUAACCAGAGAGGAGUUCUACGUUGCUUUUGAGGUCUAUCAGCUCGACCUUCCUGAAGACCAGAAACUGAGCGUCACCACGGUAACAGUGGGUCAGAGUGUCGUGCUCACGUGUGCCAUCACAGGGGACCAGCGGCCACCAAUCAUCUGGAGACGAAACAACCAUGCCCUCAACAUGCUGGAGGACAUUAACGAUUUCGGAGAUGAUGGAUCACUGUACAUUACCAAGGUGACCACUACACACAUGGGCAACUACACCUGCCAUGUAGACGGCUACGAGCAGCUUUUCCAAACGCACACCCUACAGGUUAAUGUGCCCCCUGUUAUCCGGGUGUAUCCAGAGAGCCAGGCACGUGAGCCGGGGGUCACAGCCAGUCUGCGGUGCUACGCUGAGGGCAUCCCCGACCCACAACUCUCAUGGCUGAAGAACGGCAUGGACAUCACCACAAAACUCUCCAAGCAACUCACACUUCAGGCUAAUGGGAGCGAGGUGCACAUCAGUAACGUCCAUUUCGAGGACACCGGUGCCUAUACCUGCAUCGCCCGUAACGAAGCAGGAGUGGACGAGGACAUUUCCUCUCUAUUCGUGGAGGACUCGGCUCGGAAAACGUUGGCUAACAUCCUGUGGAGAGAAGAAGGUCUGGGGAUUGGAAACAUGUUCUAUGUGUUUUAUGAGGACGGUAUUAAAGUCAUCCAGCCAGUGGCCUGUGAGAUUCAGAGACACAUCAAACCCAGCGAGAAGCUUCUUGGCCUGCAGGAGGAUGUCUGUCCACAAGUGGAGGGAGAUAAGGAACAGAAAUGUUUGUGGACAUCAGCCGUCAAUGUGAAGGACAAGUUAAUUUACGCCACACAGCCUUUGCUGAACAGGUUGCUCAUUGUAGAUGUCCAAUCCCAGAAAGCUGUUCAGACUGUGAGCACCGACCGGGUUCCAGUGAAGCUGCACUAUGACAAGUCUCAUGACCAGGUGUGGAUCCUGAGCUGGGGAGAUCUAGAGAAAAACUUUCCAACCCUCCAGGUGAUCAGCCAAGCCAGCGAAAGCAUGUCCCACCACACCAUCCACACCCAGCCAGUUGGCCAUCGCUUCGACAGGGUGGAGGAUUUCUUUAUUCCUCCCAUAAGCCUCACCAUCAGUCACAUCAGGUUUGGUAUCAUCCUCCACAAGAACGAACCAGCUCUUCAUAAGAUCGAUUUGGAAACCACCUCCUAUGUGAAAAACAUUAGUCUGCAGCAGUACGAUUGCAUCCCACAAUCCCUCGCCUACACACACCUGGGCGGAUACUACUUCGUCAACUGUCGGCCAGACUCAACAGGUGCGGUACGGCCACAGUUAAUCAUCGAUAGCGUAACAGACAAUGUCUUUGGUCCAAACGGGGAUGUGAGUGGCACACCUUAUGUCUCUCCUGAUGGCCACUAUUUAGUGAGUGUGGAUGACCGUGAUGGCCUCAUGCGCUUGCAGCAUGUGUCCGUGCGGGGCGAAAUCGACCAGCCAUUUGACAUUCACACCAACCUGCACCUGUCCGAUCUGGCCUUCAUGCCCUCGUUCACCGAGGCUAACCAGUAUAACGUGUUUGGCAGCUCGGGCCACCAGACGGAUGCUCUUUUUGUGGAACUCAGCACUGGUAGCGUCAAAAUGAUCAAGAGCCUAAAGCAGCCCACGCCAGCUGCUCAUUGGCCUUGGAACCGCCAGAACAGGGUCAUGACUGGCAGCGGGCUGUUCGGACAGUAUCUCAUGACCCCGUCUCAAAGCUCCCUGUUUAUACUGGAUGGGCGUCUGGAUAAACUCAACUGUGAGAUCACUGAUGUUCCUUUGGGAAAUACUGUGGUGUGGGUGGGAGAGGCGUAAGCUGUUUGAAAGGGGCUUGAGAGGGAAACAAACAAACAGGUUGCAGUGAAUUUGGUCUCCGUUUAAUUUGAGAAUAAAUUAAGUCUCAACGUUUGGAACAAAAAACUAAAUUGACUGUUCAAAAACCUGCAUUGGAAAAGAGAACUCGGGAAAUGCUUGUUUUCGAUAAGCUAGCCAGGUUAAAUAGCUCAUAAGUAGUUUCUCUAAAAAUAUUUGGUGGUGUCAAACUAGCAUUGGUAUCCUUUAAUAAGAAAGUC